Molecule: messenger RNA, 558 nt
Organism: Pseudozyma hubeiensis SY62
Lineage: Eukaryota; Fungi; Basidiomycota; Ustilaginomycetes; Ustilaginales; Ustilaginaceae
Product: C2H2 transcription factor
Exons: 2
Coding region: 1-558 (185 amino acids)
Source: RefSeq, a predicted model, not a curated record
AUGGGACCGGUUGAGUUAAGUGACUGGGUUGUGGCAAUCUCUGCAGAGACGGGGCGGGCACUUAGAAUCCGACUCUUGAUCGUGGUCGCUAUCAUCACGUAUCCUUUCCUGUCUCUGCGCAUCUGCUGCGUCUACGUCAUCGUAUCCUUCGAGAUGCACUUGAUCGGGGAACCAUCCAAAGGUGCUCAUAUUGACUCUGAACUUGGCGUUCGGAUUCGCGUGGCCGAAAUCGAUGGUGACGCCCUCACCUCUACCGUGGAUGACGGUGACGCCUUCCUCUUGGAGUCGUUGCGCUUGGCGUGUUGCUGCGUGACCGCCGUCUCCGCGGUCGGCGAUGGCUCCGGACGACGAGAUGACUCGAUGCCAUGGGACGGAGGGGUCUUGGAGGAAUUUGAGGGCGGCGCCGACGAGACGCGAAUGGGAGGGGUGGCCGAUGAGGCGUGCGAUGUGGCCGUAGGAGGUUACGCGUCCGGGAGGGAUGAGGCGGGUGAUGUCGUAGACCUGAGCUGUGGGGUGUGCGGGUCACGGAUUGGGAAGAGAGGGGAUGAGAAUAGAUGA